UGUUGUGUUUCUAUGAAGACCAUGUGUUGGCCGGCAUUAGUCCGAAACCUCUGCAAGACUUUUUGAUUGGAAAGUCUCCAUUUGUUGUGUUUUUUUUAGAAGCUAUUCAACAAAACAAUGGAGGCCAUUCCCGACCAGUUCAUGGAGUUCCACCCGAUCCACGGUCUGAACGUGAGUCUGGACCUCUCGGGAACACGGGCUACUCGCGUGGAGAGCUUUGCAAAUGGAGUGUGUUUCAGCAAACACCCUCUAAAGCCCGGGGAGAUUUUCCUCAUAGAGAUCGAGGAAAAGGAGGUGGGCUGGUGUGGCAACCUACGAGUCGGCUUGACUUCUAGAGACCCUGGACACUUAGACGUGGUGCCUGAAUACUCCAUCCCAGACCUGACUGAUUCGGGGGACAGCUGGGUGUUCGCCAUCACUCGAAACCACAACAAAGUGGUAGAAGAUCCUGGAGAUGGAGGUCAAAGGCUCGGUCGUGGAGAGCCUGGAGAAGAAGCAGCUGAAGGAUAUCACAACCUGAAACCACAGACCUUCUUCACGGACUCUCACUUGUACAUUGACAAUGUUCGGAUCCCCAGAGACAAGCUGGUGGGACGGAGCAGGCCUGGACGCUACAGUCACAUUUUAGACGACUUGUAUAGGACGAACGCUCUUCCCCCCACAGCCAGACGCAGCCGGAUAGGAGUGCUAUACACGCAGAGAGGACCAGGCCUGGCUGAUAUGCACGUUGUGAUCAAUGGGGAGGACAUGGGAGCUUCUGCUAAGGGGAUCCCCUCCAUCCAGCCGCUCCACGCUGUUGUGGACGUGUUCGCUGCUACCAAGUGUGUCCGAAUCGUCCAGGUGGAGUAUGGAUUCUCAUCGUUGCAGACGUUGUGCAGAAAGGCCAUCCAGAAGCACAUCGUCCACCGGAUGGCCAUCGACUGGCUGGAGCUGCCAGAGGCCAUGAAGCACUACUGCAAGUAUGAAUGAAGGAGACUCACCUGAAAUGGACAAAAAUAUCACCUCAGAAAUCUUUCACACUUUCUACCUAGAAAAUUAUUAAUACCUGCCAGACAGUGAUUUUGCUCGGUUUCAUGAACUGUUAACUAAUAAACUCACAGUUUUUGCUAGGC
Messenger RNA from Gymnodraco acuticeps, 1112 nucleotides. It is a transcript of the gene neurl2, whose product is annotated as neuralized E3 ubiquitin protein ligase 2. The record is from RefSeq and is a predicted model, not a curated record. Bases 118 to 969 code for a protein of 283 amino acids. Gene Ontology annotation, biological process: intracellular signal transduction. Gene Ontology annotation, molecular function: ubiquitin protein ligase activity. NCBI's taxonomy places the organism in Eukaryota, Metazoa, Chordata, Actinopteri, Perciformes, Bathydraconidae. The transcript has 2 exons.